Emiliania huxleyi CCMP1516 is the source of this 836-nucleotide messenger RNA. RefSeq lists its product as hypothetical. Lineage: Eukaryota; Haptophyta; Isochrysidales; Noelaerhabdaceae. The coding region runs from base 43 to 561 and encodes 172 amino acids. The transcript is spliced from 4 exons. The record is from RefSeq and is a predicted model, not a curated record.
AACUUUAAUAGGCCAGGAGGAACCGGGGCCGGCUCUCGUCUCAUGAGCCAGGCAGACAGCUCGGCGUCGCCGCCGGCGACGGCGGGGGAGGGCGCGGGGCCGUCGAAACGGGAGUCGGAAGUGGAGGACCUGGCGAGGAAGUGGCUGUGCGCGGCGGAGACGGAGGCAGUCGAGGACGAUCUCAAGAAACUGGUCGAGGAGACCAAGAUGCCGCUCGAGAAGCUGGCGGGCAAGGAGGGGCUGCGGAUGGGGCCGUAUCAGCUGGUGCUGUGGCAGCCGCGCUACGUGUUUGCCGACUUGGACGGGCUCCAUUACCAGAAGCUCUCCACGCAGAAUCGUCCAAUGGGGAAGCCGAAGAAGAUCACAUUUGCAUCCAUCCUGGAGGUGACCGAGCUCGAGCAGGGCGAGAUCGUCAUCCGGUGCCGCAGCCGCGACUACACCUUCAAGGCGCCCGACGCGAGCAAGGCGUCCGUGAUGGUGCACAACUUGAGGCAGCUCAUCCUUCGCCAUGCGGAGGCGAGUGGCGAGACGGGAGAGCAAGAGGGGGCCGACUCGUCGUGAAGUGAGCACAGCACAACUGCCUCCCCCCUCCCCCUCCCCCACCGAACCACCACCCGCGCCAUCGCGCGUGCGUGCCUCACUCGGCCGCCGCACUGGCCCGCUAUUCCGCACUUCUGCUCGCCCGCCGGAGCGCGCCCCUAUCCCCCGGCGGUGCUCGAGCGCCCUGCGCGGUGUCCGCUCUCCACCAUCCUCCUCCUCUGAGCUCUUGUCAGUUGUCUGUGCGUGACACGAAACGGGAAAAAACGCAAAUCAAAAAAAGUUGGGCAUUGGCCAUU